Molecule: messenger RNA, 873 nt
Organism: Diatraea saccharalis (sugarcane borer)
Lineage: Eukaryota; Metazoa; Arthropoda; Insecta; Lepidoptera; Crambidae
Source: the annotation of a GenBank genome assembly
AUGCACUCAUUACUCAUUGCAUCCAAAAACCGGAAUGACAUGGCACAGGACGUGAUCGAUAAGACAAAGGAGAUCCUAAAACCGGAAAAGAACGGGAUUCAAAUUGAAAGAAUCAGAAAAGUCAAAGAUCAAAGGAUCAUACUAAGCUGUAAAGAGAGACAAGAGACUGAGAGAAUUAAAAAAAGGAUAGAGGAAAGCGAAGAAUUGGAGGCAGAAAAAGUGAAGAACAAAAACCCACUUAUCAUCAUAAAGGAGGUAAAAUACAAAUUGACCGAUGGAGAAAUAAUAACGGCUGUAAAAAAUCAAAACCCGGAUAUUUGUAUGACCGAACAGGAUGACGACGAUUUUAGGAUCAAAUAUAGAAGAAGAACGAGAAACACAGAGAAGUGCCAUGUCAUAGUACAGCUCAAACCGGAAUAUUGGAAGAAAAUAACAGAGAAGGGGCACCUGUACAUAGGAAUGGAGAGGGUGAGGGUCGAAGAUCAGACCCCCCUCAUACAGUGCACGAGGUGCCUCAACUUUGGACAUGGUAAAAAAUUUUGUAUGGAAAGUGCGGACAGAUGCAGUCACUGCGGAGGACUACACCUGCGGGCAGACUGCCCGGACAGAAAAGCAGGAGUCCCACCGCAGUGCUGCAACUGCACGCACGAAGAACUAUCAGAGACGGACCACAAUGCGUUUAGCAACACCUGCAAAAUCAGGGAGAAAUGGGACAGCCUCGCCCGCUCCACUACAGCCUAUGAUUGAGGACAACACGGAACAAUGCAUACACAAAAAGAACACACACAAAAACACAACACAAACAUUAAACAAAAAACAGGAAACACCAACACACAAUUAUGGAAUAAUUGGAAUGAUGAACAUUCCAAUUAA